AUGAAUCCAGCUGUACAAAACCUCGUCAUCUCCCUGGGUGCGAUGCAAGUCGCCCGUAAAAUUCCUUUCGAGGACCCGCAGGUCCUCAUGUGCGCUUCAAACGUUUGCCUCGCAUAUGUUGGAUCGCUGACGCGGUCGUUGCGUGGGUUUUUCAUUAAGAAGAAGAAUGAUACUACUGUCCUCAAAUACGUGGAGCCCAAGAAUGCGCUCAACCCAGACAGCGGAGGACUCGUGGUGACUACAAAUCGGGAUUAUGAUCUCGAGGAGACAUCCAAGCUUUUGCGUGCAGUAUAUAUGGGAGUCGCCAUGAUGGGAUUCAUGCACUUUUACAUGAAGUUCACCCAGCCUCUCUUCAUCCAGGGUCUCAUGGGAAUCAAAAACCUGCUCGAGGCUAAACCAGUUGCGCUCUACAUCUUCAACAAGCCGGCCGAGGGUGACCUCAAGCGACCGUUCAAACAGCCCCCUGGUCUUUUGGCUGUGAGUUGUCCACUAUACCUAUUAGAGUAUUUGAUUCUCAUCACAUUUGCAGCGUCCAACCCAGCCACCGACAAGGCUAGCAUUGACGCAGCCGAGGGCAAGCCAAAGCCAAAGGAGGAGUAA
Messenger RNA from Serendipita indica DSM 11827, 600 nucleotides. The record is from the annotation of a GenBank genome assembly. Lineage: Eukaryota; Fungi; Basidiomycota; Agaricomycetes; Sebacinales; Serendipitaceae.